Molecule: messenger RNA, 458 nt
Organism: Nicotiana tabacum (common tobacco)
Lineage: Eukaryota; Viridiplantae; Streptophyta; Magnoliopsida; Solanales; Solanaceae
Source: RefSeq, a predicted model, not a curated record
AUGGAUUUUAAAGCAUUUCUUCUAGAGUACAUGCCCAAUGGAAGCCUAGAGCAAUUGUUACAUUCUGAUGAUUACUUCUUGAAUAUGAUCCAAAGAUUAGACAUAAUGCAUCAGCUUUGGAAUAUCUCCAUCAUGAGUCAUGGUUAUGCAACAGUCGUUGUACAUCGCGACUUGAAGCCUAGUAACGUCUUGCUAGACGAAAGGCUGGUUGGACAUGUGAGUGACUUUGGCCUGACCAAGUUAUUAGGAGAAGGAGAAUCUAUUGCUCAUACCAAUACACUUGCAACGAUGGGCUAUAUUGCACCAGAGUAUGGAUCAGUAGGAUUAGUUUCUAGAAGAUGUGAUGUGUACAGCUACGGCAUAAUGCUCAUGGAAACAUUCACAAGAAAAAAGCCAUAUGAUGAAAUGUUUCAAGAAAAUUUGAGCAUGAGGAGUUAGGUCUGUAAUUCAAUACCUGC